AUGAGUAAGACUACACAUCAAAGGCCUCUAACUGCUCUCAAUAGAGUAGCUCAUCAGACUACAUCUACCCCUGAUUACUCGAAAGAACACUGGGCAUGGCAAUAAAGAAUCAAAAGAGAAGCUCUUGCUAAUCCGAAACCAGACUAAUAAGAUGCUUUGAGGACCCUAUACAAAAAUCUAGUGUAGCAGUAGAUAACUCAAAAAUAGUCUGGAGAAAGCACACUCAAAGUUUCAAGUUUAUUAUCAACUUACCAUGGAAAGUUUUCUGACAAUUAUACUCCAUUUCCACAUUAACUAACCCAAGAUCAAAUUAAAAUGGUUGAAGAAAAAGCAAAAUAAGGAUUCUAGACUACUUAUGAUUAGUGUUUCAACAAGCAUCAAUAGUUCUAGCCAAACAAUAAUCAUUAAUUUGCACCAGCAGCGAUGGUACUUGAACCUAGAUCAAAGAUGACUUCUUCAAGAAACAAAAGCAUGAUAGAAGAAAGGGAUUAAACAAAGAUCUCAUCAAAUGAUCUUUAACAUAGCAUUUCUAUUCCAACUUAAAAGUCAAGUAAUCAAAAUAAAACGAAUAAAAGCAGAGUGCAGUCUGCAUUUAACAAGGCUAAGUGGGUAAAAGGUUCUAAGAAAGGGAGCUAAAAGAGUAACAAUGAAACCUAGAGUAUAAGAUUCAAUGAAUCAGUGGAUGAUUAUCAUGUAUCUUCCAGUAAGAUUUCUAAAGCUUAGCGAAUGCGUUGGUUAAUUGAGGAUCAAAGAAAAGAUCAAGAUAGGAAAGAUUCUCAAACUGGUAUCAGCAGCACAAACAGAUCUUCAGCUUUGAUAGCUGAGAAACAAAUGAUUAAGUCGCAUUUCUAAAGACCUAAAUCUUCAGUAGGCUCCUAUCUUCAUCAGAACGAUUUGACUUUUGACAGUUAAGAUGGAGGCUAAUAUUCUAAUAUGCUGACAAAGCAUAAUAGAUCAAUGCAUUAGAGAGCGAAUUCUAUCACAGGGAGCUAAUAAAAUGGAUAAAAUGAAAUCAAUUCUUAGAAACUAGAUUUUGUCUAUUAGGGCUAAAUGAGAGACUACAUGCAAAGACUUGGCUAUGAAGAGAGACGUAAAUUUUUGCUUGGAUAGAUUAGUCAAAAUAUAGAUGAGAAUCCUGAGGAGUUUGACAGAGCGAGUAGUGUUGCAAGCUAAUCAUUUACCAAUGCUUCAUUCUCCGCUGUGAGUGGAGGUAGAAGACGCAGCGUAACAACUAGCAAAAGCUAGAUUAGUUAAAGCAUUAGUGUUGGAGGUUCCUCUCAUGUUAUUAACAGUCUCACUUCACAACUCUAAAAAGAAAAAGAUAAAAGAUCAAAGCUAGAAGAGGAGGUAAAUAAACUUAAACAGCAAGCAUUAGCAAUAAGUAGAGGUUUGCUGAAGAAUAAAGCAAAUAAGCAUUGA
Stylonychia lemnae is the source of this 1419-nucleotide messenger RNA. NCBI's taxonomy places the organism in Eukaryota, Ciliophora, Spirotrichea, Sporadotrichida, Oxytrichidae. The record is from the annotation of a GenBank genome assembly.